Dreissena polymorpha is the source of this 9254-nucleotide messenger RNA. RefSeq names its product breast cancer type 1 susceptibility protein homolog. The record is from RefSeq and is a predicted model, not a curated record. Gene Ontology annotation, cellular component: BRCA1-BARD1 complex; BRCA1-A complex; plasma membrane. The transcript has 18 exons. Lineage: Eukaryota; Metazoa; Mollusca; Bivalvia; Myida; Dreissenidae. Gene Ontology annotation, molecular function: ubiquitin-protein transferase activity; metal ion binding. Gene Ontology annotation, biological process: negative regulation of fatty acid biosynthetic process; double-strand break repair via homologous recombination; positive regulation of transcription by RNA polymerase II. Bases 68 to 7489 code for a protein of 2473 amino acids.
UGUAAACAAAACAAGACCAAUAAUAGUGAUCUUUUUUUAAUAAUAGAACGUUGAAAAAGUCUUAAAUAUGGAAGCUUCUAAAAAAGUGCAAGAAAUCCUUGGCCAAAUGCAGAAGACACUGGAAUGUUCAAUAUGUCUGGAAUUGAUGACCAAUCCAGUGUCAACCUCUUGUGGUCAUCAGUUCUGCCGGUUUUGUCUGAUAGAAUUCCUUGAGAGAAAGAAACAAGUUCCCUGCCCAUUAUGCAAGAAAAUGAUUACCAAGAGAAGUCUAAUAGAACGUGAGCAGCUGGGUGAAAUGGUGUUGGGUGUGAAGUCUCUCAUAGCUGCUUUCCAGAAGGACACAGGGGUCUUGUUCUCUCCACUAAGAGGUCCUCAGUCUAGUGUCCUACCUGGCUCUCCAGAUGUGAUCAGGGCCAAAACUGCUUCUGACAAACACAAGACCAAAGUUAGGAGCACAAAACCAAAGGCUAAAGCUGCAGAAACCACUUCAUGUCCACCAGAAGAAAUUAUUCCAAGCAGUGAUAGACAGCAGCAGUUACUGGAUCUCAUUGAAUCCGGGAACCUCGAUGCAAGAAAUGAUUCUGUUCCAAACAUAAAAGCGGGAGCAAUGAAGUUGAAAAUACAGCCAGCAUCAAAAGCUAAAGGGAAAGCUUUACUUGUGGCUUCUGGUGAUAUAAAAGAGAAAAAUGAAGGUGAACAUUUAAAAAGAAAUAAUGAAGAUGAAAAUAUCCAGCAGACUGAUACAACAGACUGUGAGGGUAUCAGUCCUCGGCAACUUUCCAAUGACACUAGAGAGAGCAAAAAGAAUAAGGACAUGUACUAUGUUGCAAAAAGAUUAAGUGAAAGUGCUAGCACUGAUGUUAUUGAAGAAUCUUUUGGUCAAGACAAUGAAAAGAAUGGAAAGGUACAUGAAAAAUCAAGCAAAAAUGGGGAACAUGAAGAAGAAUUGCACAAUUUGGAACUUGGAAAAAUAUCAUUAAAAGAGUUGGACAAGAAAGCAAUUGAUAACCAUAUUGAAAUGAAUACUGAUAAUGACAUCCUAAGUAGUGCAUCAUUUUCUAUAAACUCAAGUCAGUCCACUGGUCCAUUGUUUAAAACUCCUGUAGAGAUGGUAACGAAGAAAGGAAAGGACAAAAUCAGCAAGGCUGCUAUUGAGUUUGAAACAAAUAGACGAUCUUCAAGAUCGAAUUCGAAGAAAGGCAACGCUCUGGGGGAAUCUGGAUUAGACGAGAUUGAUACAAAACUUACACCAGACGUAGAUAUGGAACUAGCUCAUGGAAAUGACAUUCAAAGAACAUACAGUAGAAAGGGUAAGAGUUUGCCUAAAGAAAGACGUAAGUCAGUAGAAAAGGUGUUUGAGUGGCUGAACAAUGUUGAAGAAUCCAAAACUGAAAAACUAGUUGUGGAAUCAGUUUUAGAUGAGAAAAAAAGUGGUACAAUUGCCACAACAGGAAAACGUCAGAGUAAAAAGUCUCGAAAACUUCAGGAAGAUGAAAAAGCAAUGGGAUUGAAAAUGAAGCACUUAGCAAAACAGGUUGAAGAAACAAGUAAGGAACUGUUGUUUGCUUUUGAUGAUUUCGCGGAGAGAAAAGAGAAAGAGAUUGAUACAAUUGGUGAGGAAAAUGUUGGAAGACAUAGUGGAUUGGCAUCUGAAUCUGUUGAAAUAGGAAAAACUGAACAUGUUGGAACUCAUGUGAAUAAUUAUUUGGAGAUGGAAGGUAAAGAUGAAUCAGAUGAUGAAGCUGUAAAAGAUACUGAAACUGAUAAAUAUGACAGUGCUGAGCAGCAGCCUAAAGGCAGUCUGAUGUUAUCAAAAGAUGGACAAACAUUUAAUCAGAAGUUACCAAAGAAUGUAAAUGAUGCUGAUGAGCAUAACAAAACAGUUGACAAAAAUACAACCUGCCUACCUAAACCAAGCUCUGAACAUACCAUGAAUGGAAAUAUAGCUGAACAAGAGAGCAAAUGUGAAAACAAUAGUGAUGUCCAAGUGAAAAAGAAAAAGAUCUUCAAGACCAGGACAAGUACUCUAAAUUCAGACAUAUUAAGACCUCCUAAUGUGGAAGGCAAGAAUGCAAUAUAUACAGAUGUUUCUUCGCAAGUGGGAAAGAGCAAGCUUUUAAUUGAUGAAACUACGAAUUUUAGUCCAGAAUCUGAUCCUUAUGAAUUCAAAUCGAGCCAGAAUACGCCCAAUAAACCAUUGGAGAAAAAGGCAGGAAAAAGAAUAAAGAAAACUGUACAGAAAAAGGUGCCAAAUAAUGUUAAGCCCCGAGUUGUCUUUGCUCAGCCAAACAAAAGAAACAUCAACGAGAUGAAUAAAAUGUGGAAUAUAGACCCUGGAAAGAAAUUGCCUGAUCAGCAGAACAAUGAGAAAGAAAUCAACAAAAUAACUGAAACAAUUUCAGCUGCUGAAGAAUACAAUUUAUUGACUAGUACACAAGAAGCUAUCAACAAAAUGGACACAAAUGGCAAAACUCGAAACACAUCAAGCACUGAGCCAAACAAUACUAAAAACACUGACAUAAUGUUGAAGAAAGUGAGAUUUCAGGAACCAGAUCUGAACAAUUUCGUCUCUAGUGGGAAAGUUGAUGAUUUGGAAAAAACAAAGCUAGAGUUUCAAAAGUCAGCGAAAGCCAAAGAAUAUGAGGAAUACUUGAGAAAGGAUACUGCAGCAGCUGGUGACGUAGAUGACAACAGUUCAGAUGACAUUUCAGAGGAUUAUCGUUUCCAGGACGACAGCAGUGGAACAGACGACCUUGAGAUUGUCGCCACUCCUGAGCAGUUUGAGAAACCAGAUCUAGAUCUGCAACCAGACGAGGUCAAACAAAAGCUUUCAGAGCAAAGCUUGUUAGAAAUAGAUUAUGAAGGGUCUUCCUUGCAGACAACACAGACAAAAGAACAAAGCAAUUCAGAGAAUGUGGAUAUUGUAAGGGCAACUCCUGCUCUGUCCACAGUUCCUAUGUUCAAGACAACUUUCAGGAAACCCCUUACGGGAAUCAACACGUAUGAAAGCAAGAAAAAUGAGAAUGAAAAAUCUACUCACCAAAAUACCUUGAGUGAUGAAAAAAUGAACCAUAAUAAACAUGAAAGAGAACCAGACAAGAUGAUGCUUAGCCCUAGAUGUAAGAAAAACAAGGUACAGAUACCUGCGCAAUCAAAGCAUGGUAGAAAAGGAACAAUUGCUGAGGCUGAAAGGUUAUACCAAGAUUUGGAUGUUGUGGCAGAAACUCCACUCAUAACAAUUGUAAAAACUAUUCCAGAGACUCCAGUAGACAUAACUGUGAAACAAAAGUGUUCAGGUGAUAAGCAUCAAGAGGAAAAUGGUAUAGAUGAAUUGGCAGAGGUGCAUCAGGAGUCAAAUGAAAAUCCUAUUGAAAGUGAUUCUGAUGUUACACAAACUCCGAGUGCUGAAAAUGAGCUUCAGUGGCAAAAUAAUGAGCAAAAAUCUGGUAAAAAUAAGCCAGGAAUUGAAUAUUAUCAUGAUAAAGAGCACAAAAGGGUAAUUGGUGAAUCAUCAUCCACUAGCACUUGUACUCAGAACACUGAUAACAGUGAAUCGCUUCUCAAGUCAACAACUUCUCCUGCCAGACUUGUUGGUCAGUCUGCUAAGAAACCAGAGGUCAUAGAAAACCUUCGUAACUCUAAUUGUGAGCAGACCAAACCUCUGGACGAAGAAGAAGAAAUCGGUAAAAUUGACAAAAGAGAUGAAAAGAAUUCCAAGCAGUGUGUACCUGUCAGCAGUGAAGAUCCGGUUAUGUCCAGUUUUGGUAGUCGUGGAAAACAGAAAAGGAAGCGAAAAUGUUUCAUGCUAGAUGAUAAAGAAGAUUUAUUGGAUCAGGGGUCUUUGAUUUUAGACAAGGAAGCUAACUUCGAAGAAUUAGAAAAUGAACAAAAGUCCAAAAGACAGAGAAGUUACAACAAUGGUCCGGCAGAAGCAGAACCUGAAAGCAGUGUGAAAUGUGGAACAAAUACUAAAGAUUCUCAGGAUUCUCUCAAAGGCAGUAAAACAAAAAUUAAAGAAAACAGUGUGGAUAUGAUUGCAGACACUUGUAAUUCUUACUUUACUGGAUCCUUAAAAGGCCAUGCUGCUUCAGUGAGACGGGAAGAAAAUGUUAUGAACGAUGAUAAACAGCCUGAUGAUUAUAAUGAAACAAUUAACAUACCCGGAAGUGUGGAUUCUCAAAUGAGCACAGUUGAUCCAAAAUAUAUUGAACCUGAUUACGAAACAAUUCAGAUCACUGCUCAUACUUCGAAACAGAAGAAACACCAGCGAAAUCAUGAAAUAAGCAGAGACAAUUUAAAUGAGCGUGAACAUUCACAAGAAUCAACAUUUGUUGCUCAGUCAAGUAAUAGCAAUGUGCCAAGUUCUAACCAAGCGACACAAAGGGAAAAUGUGCAAACUGAUGCAAGUCAGGGCAGCAGUUGUUCAGGGAUGGACAGAUCACGUCAUCUCAGUGGAUUGCUUAUGUCUCCUGACUCCAGUUUCACCUACCAUGGAAUACAGCCCUCUCCUGAUGACAUUUUCUGCCUUGAUUCAGAAAUGCCGAAAAUUGACCAAAGCCCAAAUGCAGAGUUGACUGAGAGAAUUUUCCUUUCGCCCGAUUCUGAAGGAAAUUCAGUUUACAUUGAAAAGGUGCUGGAAAUAAAAAGCAGUGGACAAGAAAAGAGAAAGAAGAAAAAAGAUGCAAAUGCUGUGAAUGAUGUGAUUGAAUCCACAAAGGCACAAGAAUGUAAAUCUUGGGAAAAUGGUAAAAGUGAUAAUAAUUACCAGUUAGAGCAACGGAAGAAAGUUACCAACUGUCAAAGGCAAUGUGAAGUAAUCAACAUGGUUGAUGAAGUAAAUGACAUGGAUGAUAAUCAGAAUAGAGCAAGAACUCAGAAAAGUGAAGUGUUGGGCAUUAAAACCUUAAAAGAAGGACAUGUGUUGGAUAAACUUAAGUACAAAGCCCAAAAAGAUAAAAUGCUUUCACCUAGUUUGCCUAAGAUGAGUGUACCUGCUGAGGAGAAUGUUGUGGAAGAAGUUGAAUUGUUGAAUUUUAGGCCUAACAGAAUGAGAAUGGAAGAAGAAAAUAUGGUGAGUCCUUCAACUCGUAUUAAAAGUAAUUUAAUUCAAGCAAGUAAAGUAACUCCAGGGAGUAAAUCUACUCCAGCAAGUAACGUAUCUCCAACAAGUAAUGAUCUGAAUAAAAUCAGAACUCCAAUUGGAGGAGUCUCAAAGUAUAGUCCAUCUGUAAGGAAAACACAUAUGAACAGAGUUGAAGGGCAGUUUACCAAGUUUGGGACUAUAGAACCUGAAGUUGUGGACUUUGAUAUGAAAUCAGAUGAUGAUCACAUUGACAAAUCAACUACAAAGAAAGAUAAAUCCAAAUAUGUAACCUCUGAGAGCCAUCAUAAGUAUGUUGAGACCAAUGAAAAAGAUAACUUUGGAACUGAUUGUUUUGUUGACCAAAAUGUCGCUAUUGUAGAAAAUAAAAAUUAUGAAAGUCAAACUUGUGAACAAGAUGACUGUAUGCUGUCCCAAGAUGAACUUCCAGAGCUUGAUACUGUUAUAUUUAAAAGAAACGUUAAUGAAAAAGAGUUAGCAACUAGGGUAACCAAUAAAACCAAGAAUGAAUCUCCUCAUGAUAUGACUCCUGGAAAGUUACAGAAAAGAAAUAUUGAUCAUUCAGUAGCUGCAAAAUCCAAAGCAAACUACGGAGACAAGCUAAAAAGGGAUAAUAAAAGAGAUGAAGACGAUGUAGAUGAAGUCAGUGAUGAAAGUGAUCUCAAUUUUGAUGAAGACAGUGUACAAGAAAAUACUGAACAUUAUGUGGCAAAGGCAAAGAAAGAUCAACAUACCAAAAGUGAUGACAAUUAUUCAAGUACAAGCUCAGAGUUUAGACUUGACAGUUCUGAUGAAGAAGAUGACAGUGUAGAAAAGAAAGCUCUAGACACUAUAGCAAAGUUCAAUGAAAUUAAAAAGAGCAUUGAAAACACAAGUUCCUCAGAUGUUAUAUGUUUAACUCAACCAUGUGCUAGAAAUGGUACAAACAGUGAAACGAAAACCAAAAAUGACAGGAAAAGUAAAUUUCUUACAGAUAAAAAGAGCUCUGACACUAGCAAGAAAACAUUGGAAUCCAGGCAAGAAGAUAAAAAACACUAUUCCGCUAAAAAGUACUCGACCAUUCUAGACAGCAGUGACAGUGAGAUUGGAUCUCAGCCAGUGGUGCUUGAAUCAGAAUUAGAAGAUGAGGAUGACAACGUUUCAGGACCUGUUGGUGUCAGUGAGGUUGAUGAUAAAGAUGAUGAUGAUGUUGUGGUACACAGGAAAAGAGUGAAGCGUACCAUCAUCAGCGACGACAGCAGUGACAAUGAUGAUGACAGCAGCAGAAUGUGUAACCUUACAUCAUCAUCUGCUUUUUCCAGUCAGAGUGAAAUUUUGAAUACACAGGAAAGGGAGUCAUUGGAGAGAGACCUAGAGAGACUAGCGAGGGAAAAGAAAGCUAUAGAGGAACGUCUGCGACAGAAAUCUAUGUUAAAAACACAAGAUAAGAAAACAGCUAACAUAGUGUCCUUGCAAGUUGAUGACUCUGAUGAUGAAAUGAUUGAUGCUGAUGAUUCUGACCAGGAUGACGACGAAGACAGAAUGGAUCUCGAUUUCAAUCAUUCCCCACCCACUGUGACUCAGCAAGAUUCUUAUCAACUUUCCCCACCCACUCAUCUAGCUUCACAAGAUGUGCAGACUGUCCCAGAUUCUGACCCCAGUCAACCAUCAAGAACACCAUUGCUUACCCUUGACCCAAACAUUCUGAAUGCCAGGGGAGACAACCUUGCUUGUCGGAAGAGUAAUCUUGGAGUUGUGGUUACUGGACUGACUGCAACCCAAAUUAAAGAGACCAGGAAGCUGGCCAGUCAGAUGGACGUGAAGUUCUUCACUAAAUUCAACAACACAGUUACUCAUGUUGUAGUAAAGCCAGUGGAUGAUGAUGAUCGACUAUGUGAGAGAACUUUAAAGUUUUUCCAAGGUAUCGCCCACAAAUGCUGGAUUGUCAGCUUUUUCUGGGUAGCAGACUCUUUGCAACUUGGACGUCUACUCCACGAGGGCCCAUACGAGAUCCAGGGUGACACAGCACUUGGUCGUCUGCAUAGCGGGCCCAGAAAAUCAAGGGAGUCUAAGAAACGCCUCUUUGAAAAUAUCAACUUCAUGCUUAUUGGAGAAAACAGCAGCCUAUCAAAAGAGUCACUUACCGAGCUUAUACUAGCUGCGGGGGGUUGCGUACCAAGUGAUUUGACCUUGAAAGGUCAGGGGUCAAGGUCAAUAUGCGUUGCUUGCACAGACUUUGAUGAUGAAGAGGGCGACGAGGCUGUGGAACUUCAGAAGCAGACGAGACAUAAGGCUGCAGAACUCAAGCGCCGGUUCGGACUGGUAACAGUGACGCGAGAAUGGGUGUUGGACAGUCUGUGUUUGUUUGAAGUUCAACCGAUAGAAGAAUAUAGCGUGACUUGCACUUGAAUACAGAGUGAUUCUCACUUGAAUACGGUGGUAAUUUCACUUGAAUACAAUCUUUUUCACUUGAAUACAGCAUGAUGCUUAUUUGAACAAGAAGUGACUGUCACAAGAGAAUGGUACAAAGAAGAGAACGUUAAUUCAAAUGAAGAUCUGAUGUGGGAUGAAAUAUGCUUCUCAUGUCAAUAUCACAGGGAAAGGGAACUUAAUAGAAGAAAACAUAACAAAAACAUGGAAAAGCUGCAUCGUGAAGAGAAUUAUUAUUCUUAAAGGCUCUAUAAAGGUCACAAAUCCAAUUAUUAUGCAUAUCAACUGGUCUAAUUUUUACCGGAUUUCAAUUACUCUUGCAUAAAAACUGCUAAUAACACAGCUCAGGUACAACGUUGUCAAGAAUUAUGGAAGAUAAACCCGUUUCAUAAUUGGAAGAAAUGUUUACAUUUUUGCAACUAACGUGAUGUGUAGCCUCAGAGCGUUGACAUAUGCUAAAAAUAGCCGAAAGAAAAUUCAAUUUUAAUUCUAUUUUAACAACUUUUUACCAGCAGAAAGUUACUUAUUAGAUCACUACAAACGUUUUAACCAUUUAGAAGAGACCUACUUUGUGAGUGAUACCGGAAAACGUUAAAAGUCAUCGUUAUAUUUUUGGUGACCUGAGUCACUUUCACUUUCUCUUUCGCGAGUAAACAGCGAUGUAAAUAAACUGAUUAUUUGUAAACACAAUUGACUUGGAGGACACUUUAUUUUGAGCUCAAAACAAGUUGUAUUGCUCAUUUUUUUAUUAUUAUGUCCAAUAGCAUAUAUAUAUUGUUUUUUGAUAACCUUUAUAAAUAAAAUAUAAAAAAAAUAUUUAAAAAUCUGUAAAUAAUUACGUAUCUUCAACUUUAUAGAGCCUUUAAGGCUUUUUAUAAAAUAAUCCUUGAUUAAGUGUUCUGUGUCUAGAAACAUUUCACAGUUUCUAAUUCAUUGCGAUCAGAUGUUGAGGACUAGUUUUGUAUAGUUCUUAAGAAGAAACCUACAUUGAUAUGCAUAUGUAGAAAAACUGGUAUGUGUAUACUGCUGUAUAAAUAUGAUAAUGACUUUUAUCUUAAAUUAUUAAAUUAAUUCAUUUGCUGUCAUGCUUGCUUUGAAAAUUAAUUUUAUCAUGUUUUAGUUUUGUAAUUUUCUUGUUAAGAUUAUUAUUUUAAAUGUUUUCCAAUUAAAACUAUCUAUUAUUGUUUUACUAAUAUGACAUAUAUGUUUGAAUAAUGAAAUGCAUAAGUUUUUCAAGAAAAAAAACUAUUGUAAAUUACACUUAAGCAUACUUAUCUGAUACAAAUAGAUAAAGAACAAUUUUGAAAUUCAUUUAAAUAGAAUCUGAUUUUGUUAGUAAAUCACGGUUUACAUCAAUGGUUCUGUGUCACGGUUUCACUAUAAAAGUAUUUUUAUACGAUUUUACGAUGAUUAAAGUAAGUGUGUUAUAAUGGCCUUUUGGUGGGCAUAUGGACGCAUUAAACAGGGAGAUGAAUAACUUAUGUUUGCACGUGAGCUUUGUAAAAAGUUUCUUUUUUUACCACGUGCUUUAAAUUAUGAAAAAAAGAUAUUUACGCAAACGUUAUUCUAAAACCAGAAAGGUACUUGAGUGAUGUCACUUGAUGUUGCAACCUCAUUUCCGAAAAAUAACCUUUAACAUGAUUGGUCACACAAAAAAAAACAAUUAAAAGGCUCUAAAAGCUUUAUUUAAUAUCUCUAAGAUAAGCAUAUUGUUCAUGGUUAUAUUACAUAUAAAACAAGGUGU